CCUUGUCUGUGCUCUGCUGACGACUGCUUUGUCCUUGCGGCCGAAUCGCUGGCCCGCAGAUUGCUUGCCCGGGUAUCAGUGCAUGACUGCCCCGAGCGGCAACGGCUUCUGCACACCAGUGGCUGGACUGGGCCUGCAGCCCCAGGCUCCUGCUGCAAGCCCGGUCAUCGAUCCCCAGAAGGCCAUAAUGAUUGCUGCCCUGGUCUGUCUGCUGCUGUGGGCCAUCAUCAUGGGCCUGACCAGCUACUUUCACUGGAAACGAAUCAAGCAGCUCCAGGCCCAGCAAGAGAGCCUGUCCAUGUACGAUAUCGACAGCGAGAGCAUGGUGUCCCGGGUCUCGACCCUGCCAGAGUACAAAGCUCACUUGGACGAAGCCGAGGGCGGUGUUGCUGUUGCUGUUGCUGUUGCUGCUGCCGGUGCCGGUGCCGAUAUCCCAGACUAUCAGUCGCCAACACACCCAGCCAGCAACUCCCACAGCGACCCGAGCCUUCUCGGUGCUCCUUCCAAUGCAGACACAGCCCACAGCGGUGGCCGAAGUGAAUCCAGCCAGGGUCGUCCUGCGUCGGCUCGCCCGCCCAGCUAUCGCUCGACUGAGUGAUCGGCAAUACCAAGACCAAGACCAAGACCAAGACCAUGUUCAGAUCCAGCAGCCCUUCGAGCUUGGAAAGAAUACACGCAUCUAUAUCGC
Polychytrium aggregatum is the source of this 688-nucleotide messenger RNA. RefSeq lists its product as uncharacterized. The transcript has a single exon. The annotation marks the transcript as partial. Lineage: Eukaryota; Fungi; Chytridiomycota; Chytridiomycetes; Polychytriales. The record is from RefSeq and is a predicted model, not a curated record.